AUGAUGACUCCAGAAAUCCCCCCAGAUGCUGUUCAGGACCAAAGCCUUUGCAGUUUACCACCACUGGAGAGACGUUCUCUUGUGGGGGUCUUUGUGGAAUUUAUCGUCUCUCCUAGCCAGUUCUACAUCCACAUCUGCAGCAGUUUAUCAUCUGAUAUACUGCAGGACAUGAUGAUUGAGAUGAGACACUGUUACUCGUACAAACUUGUUUCUGAUCGUUAUAUCAUGCCUGAGUCUUCAGUAAAGCCCGGACAGCUUUGCUGUGUAACCGUCUUGAAUUGGUGGUACCGCGUUGUCAUCCACCGUGUGAUCAAUGACCAAGAAGUAGAGGUGUUCUUCCCAGAUUAUGGAAACCUCAAAGUUGUCCGAAAGUCUGGGCUGAGAUUCCUCAAAUGGUGCUACUUGAAGCUCCCUGCUCAGGCCAUUCCAUGUUCCUUGGCAUGGGUAAAACCUGUGGAGGGUACAUGGUCCGAUGCAGCAGUUCUCCUAUUCAGAAAGCUGUGUGGCUCCAAGAUACUUGUGGGCAUUGUGGAUGAAUACGUGAAAGGCAUUUUGCAUCUCUUUCUGUGUGACACGUCCACUGAGGAGGAUAUCUACAUGCACUGUGUCUUGAGGGAUAAGGGCUAUGCUGACAUCUGCGAAGAGAACCUGCCUUCCAAG
Mesitornis unicolor (brown roatelo) is the source of this 660-nucleotide messenger RNA. RefSeq names its product tudor domain-containing protein 5-like. The record is from RefSeq and is a predicted model, not a curated record. Gene Ontology annotation, biological process: spermatogenesis. Lineage: Eukaryota; Metazoa; Chordata; Aves; Mesitornithiformes; Mesitornithidae. The annotation marks the transcript as partial. The transcript has 4 exons.